Messenger RNA from Apus apus (common swift), 2665 nucleotides. It is a transcript of the gene BTBD10, whose product is annotated as BTB domain containing 10. Gene Ontology annotation, cellular component: cytoplasm. Bases 433 to 1857 code for a protein of 474 amino acids. NCBI's taxonomy places the organism in Eukaryota, Metazoa, Chordata, Aves, Apodiformes, Apodidae. The transcript is spliced from 9 exons. The record is from RefSeq and is a predicted model, not a curated record. Gene Ontology annotation, biological process: positive regulation of phosphorylation. Gene Ontology annotation, molecular function: protein binding.
AAUAUAGCUAAGAGAAUCUAAAUUUGUCAGAAGAGCUUUUCCAUUUACCAUUACUGGAGGGAUAUUUUAUUUGAGAAGCUAUCUUGUUUUAAAGAAGUCUCAAUUCUAUUGGGACUCACUUCCAAAAAGGGUAAGUUUUAUUGAAUGUAAUAGAAUAUAAUAAAGGGGAGGUGGAGAUACAAAGUUUCUAAAACACUUAAAGAGAAACACAGUAGGCUUAUCUUCCCAUUAUUUAAUAGGCUUAUCUAUCUGUAAUUCCAUUUUUUUUCCAGAUGCUGUACAAUCAUCAGCUGUUCACUUGUGGCUACCUUUUUGUUUUUCUAACCAGGUCAUUCUGAACUGUGCAACUCACUUGUCCCAGGUGUCACUUAUAGGUUGUGAGUGCUGCAUGUGUGCUUUUCAGAGCAGUAGUGUGAGGAAGCUGUCAGUGGAAUGGCAGGACGGCCUCAUCCUUAUGACAGUAACUCCAGUGAUCCAGAGAAUUGGGAUCGGAAAUUGCAUAAUAGACCUCGUAAACUUUGUAAACAUUCAAGCACCUCAUCCCGUAUUGCUAAAGGAAUAGACUACACAAAAAUGAGCCUCCAUGGUGCAAGUGGUGGACAUGAGAGAUCAAGGGACAGACGCAGAUCAAGUGACAGAUCUCGUGACUCAUCCCAUGAAAGAGCAGAAUCUCAGCUGACUCCAUGCAUCAGGAAUGUUACUUCACCAACAAGACAGUAUCAUUAUGAUCGAGAAAAGGAUCACAGUUCGUCUCGACCAAGCAGCCCUCGUCCUCAGAAGUCUUCUCCUAACGGUUCUGUUGUUAGCAUGGGAAACAGCAGCAGAAACAGUAGCCAGUCAAGUUCAGAUGGGAGCUGCAAGGCUGGUGGGGAAAUGGUAUUUGUUUAUGAAAAUGGAAAAGAGGGAGCUCGGAAUGUAAGAACUUCUGAACGAGUAACACUCAUAGUGGAUAAUACGAGAUUUGUUGUAGAUCCUUCUAUCUUCACUGCACAACCUAAUACAAUGUUGGGCAGGAUGUUUGGAUCAGGCAGAGAACAUAACUUUACACGUCCUAAUGAAAAAGGAGAGUAUGAAGUUGCUGAAGGAAUUGGUUCCACUGUUUUUCGUGCUAUUCUGGAUUACUACAAGACGGGAGUGAUACGCUGUCCUGAUGGGAUUUCUAUUCCUGAAUUGAGAGAAGCGUGUGACUAUCUCUGUAUCUCUUUUGAAUAUAGUACUAUUAAAUGCAGAGAUCUCAGUGCUCUCAUGCAUGAACUGUCAAAUGAUGGUGCUCGCAAACAGUUUGAGUUUUAUCUAGAAGAAAUGAUUCUCCCAUUAAUGGUGGCCAGUGCCCAAAGUGGUGAGAGGGAGUGCCACGUUGUUGUGCUGACAGAUGAUGACGUUGUUGACUGGGAUGAGGAGUAUCCUCCACAAAUGGGAGAGGAGUAUUCACAAAUUAUUUACAGCACGAAGUUGUAUAGAUUCUUCAAAUACAUUGAAAAUCGAGAUGUGGCCAAAUCAGUUCUGAAGGAAAGGGGGCUCAAGAAGAUCCGACUGGGGAUUGAAGGUUACCCUACAUACAAAGAGAAGGUGAAAAAGCGACUGGGCGGAAGGCCGGAGGUGAUUUACAACUAUGUCCAAAGACCAUUUAUUCGAAUGUCAUGGGAGAAGGAGGAAGGAAAAAGUCGGCAUGUUGACUUUCAGUGUGUGAAAAGCAAAUCUAUUACAAAUUUAGCAGCAGCAGCAGCAGAUAUUCCCCAGGACCAGCUUGUGGUAAUGCAUCCUACCCCCCAAGUAGACGAGCUGGAUAUUCUGCCUAUUCAUCCUCCACCUAAUAACAGUGAGAUGGAUAUGGAGGGACAGAACCCACCACUCUGAUCGAGACUCUUUACUAAAAACAAAAGCAUGCUCCUAUAAACUGACUCUGUACUCAACUCAUACUACACUGCAAGUCCAGUUUUUCCAUUGUGUAACAGUGUUUAGGAUGUUGCAGUUUGGACCUCUGAAAAGACCACAGGGAGUACCGGGUUGUUUUUGAAAGAGUACAGGUCAAACAUCCUGGGGUUACAGUUACAUCCAUCUAUGUGUUUACCAGUAGGUUUGUGACAUUGGUGAUUUGUAUGCUGGACUGUCCUUGCUCUUUAAGCCCAUCAAAAACAAUGGGAUGCUGGUGGCUAGUGUACCUCAGUGUUGUUACACAGGGGUUAGAAUGCAGAUUUGGAAUUGAUAGCAGCACUUUAUAAAUGGUUGAUAAAUGGAACUUGAAGCCAUUUUUUAUAAAUGUAUUGCACAAUACUAACAAAGUGCUUCUAUCAAAAGUAUUAACUGUAAAUAGUUUUGCUCUGAAUAGAUUGACCCUUUUAAAGUUAUUGUAUAUGUUUGAGCACAAAACUACUUACUACUGGGUUUUUGGAUUGAGGACAUGAUUCAAUUACCCAUGUAACAUCUUGUUAAAAUCAAAGUUCUUUAGUGAAUUUUUUCACUUGUUUGCAGCGUGAGCCAUGUUUAAAAUUGUGAACAAUGGAUAGGGGCUUUAUCUUAAAUUUUGCCUUACCUUAAGCUGUUCACAAAUAUUUAUUUAAUACAUUUUUCAUAAGUGUCAAGAAACAGGAAAAUGCAAAUGGUUCAUUCUUCAUUAAUGAUUGUAAACAAGUUUUUCAUGCAAAUAAAGUUUCCAUUAUUUUAA